AUGUCGUCAGUGGAGCCCUCAACUCCCUCGUCCCAGGCUCCGGCGUACGCUUCCGAAGUCAGCGUUGUCCACAGUGAGGCCCUCUUGCGGAGGUACCCCUCCCCGCCGGCUCCCCCUUCGCUGGAGGGAGCCAUUGCCACGCUCUUCGAUCCGGCCGAUCCUUCCUACCGUGCGGCCCCGGUGGACUUCCCCUACGGUGUCCCACGUUGGAGCAAAUCCCGGCAGCAGUGUGUCUCGACCAAGCCCUUCCCCCAGGGCUUCCGAGUUCAGGCCGACCCGGACGAAGUGGACGUCCCGGAUGCCGGGCCGGCUGCCGCUUCCACCGGCGCCCGGUCCUAG
Messenger RNA from Fonticula alba, 339 nucleotides. RefSeq lists its product as hypothetical. The coding region runs from base 1 to 339 and encodes 112 amino acids. The transcript has a single exon. Lineage: Eukaryota; Rotosphaerida; Fonticulaceae. The record is from RefSeq and is a predicted model, not a curated record.